Messenger RNA from Musca vetustissima, 2245 nucleotides. RefSeq names its product trichohyalin. NCBI's taxonomy places the organism in Eukaryota, Metazoa, Arthropoda, Insecta, Diptera, Muscidae. The transcript is spliced from 6 exons. The record is from RefSeq and is a predicted model, not a curated record. The coding region runs from base 47 to 2245 and encodes 732 amino acids.
UUAUUUAUUCCAUUUGAGGAAGUGAGAGCGAUAACACAGCAACAAAAUGCGCUUUAUAAUAUUAAUAUUAGGUUUAGUUCUUCACAUAGCAUGUGGCCAAUACCAUCAAUCCUCCGCUUCGGUGGGUGUAAAUUUUGGAAAUAUCUCGCCACCACAUAUGACGGGCGGUGCCAUGGCCUCAUCGCAAAGCGAACAGGAUAAACCACGAACACGACGCAUGUAUGCCAUGUGUCCGCCAUCUUUCCAACGCAUCGGCACCGAAUGUUUUUCAUUGUCUCAACACCAGGGUAGCUGGCUGGAGGGCCAUUUCUUUUGCAAAGAUAAAAAUGCCCGCCUGGCCGAACCGGAAAAAUAUGCAAAUCGUAAAUUGCGACAAUUUUUAUUGCAAAAUGAUGCAAAUACGGAUCCCAUAUGGAUUGGCGCCACAUACGAUUGGGUCAACAAAAUGUGGCAAUGGAGUAUUAGCGGACGCAAUUUAACAUUUAAUGAUUUUUAUGAUAAAUCAACAGAACACACUAUGGAAAAUCAUUGCGCAGUAUUUGAUCCUCAAUAUAAAUAUAGGUGGUCAUCGAGAUCAUGUGUGGACAAACAUCGUUUCAUUUGCCAACAUAAAAUGCCCAAGGUUAGCGAAAAGAAUCGCCACAAGGUCUACAAUCGCUGGAAUGCCACCUAUCCCAAUCAAUUGGCUAAUGAAGUUAUUUUGGAGGUGAUCGAUCGUAAAGGAAGAUACAAUCGUCGUGUCAUUGCCGAUGGCAGUAAUGAAGAAAUGGUUGUCCCAACACGUCCCGGUAGCCACAAUCGUCGCCGUCGUCCACGACCUCAACGACCCACCGCCGUGCCCAGUGAAAAUGAUGUCAACUACCAAUCUCCCCAGCCCAUUAGACAUCAACGUGUUCGCCCAACCACCUCCACCACAACUCCUUACCCCUACAGCGUAGCCUCCUCCCUACCAAAUAAUAGUGACAAUGAAAUACUGACACCACAUCAGGCGGUCACACCAACUCCUGCCAAUGCCCAAAAACGUAAAAAUACAAACGUCCGAACCAAAUUGGAUCGCGAAUUGGAACGUCAACGCCAAAAGGAAUUGCGUCGUAUGCAACGCAAAAAGGAACGCCAGGAGAAGAAACGCCGCGAAAAGGCUGAAACCUUGAGAAAAAUGCGCGAACAAAGGGAACAAGAAAAGCGUAAAAUGCACGAAGAAAAGAUGAGACAAAAACAAUUGAUGCAACAACAACUAGAACAACAAAGACAAUUGGACCAAAUUCGCCAAAAAGAAAACGAGGCCGAACAACAGAGACAGCAACGUGAAAAACAAUUGGAGGACACACAACAGAAGAGCAAAUUGCAAGAAAUCGAAUCCUUGAAGAAGCAGCGCGAAGAAGAAGAACGCAAACGUUUGGAAGAUGAGGCGGAGGAGCGUAGACGUCAAGCUUAUUUGGAAAAAAUGCGCGAAUUGGAGGAACAAGAGAGAGCCAAAAUCGAAGAGGAACGUAAAAAAGAACUAGAAAAGAAAAUGGAAGAAGCCCGCAAACAGGAAGAAGAACGUAAGCGUUUGGAGGAAGCCAAGCGUAAAGAAUACGAAGAGCGUCUGAAACAAGCUGAAGAUGAAAGGGCACGCCAGUUGGCCGAGGAACAAGAACGCAGACGUUUGCAGGACGAAGCUAAUCGCCGUCAAAUCGAAGAGGAACAAAAACGCAAACAAGAAGAAGAACGCAGACGUCUAGAUGAGGAGGAGGAACGUUUAAGAUUACAACGACUGGAGGAAGAGAGACGCGUUGAGGAACAAGAGUUAGCUCGCCUGCGUGAAGAACAAAGAAAACGGGCCGAAAUCGAACGUAAACGCGAAGAACAAAUCAAACGCUUGGAGGAGGAACAAAAACGUAUUGCCGAAGAAGAAGCACGCAUUAAAUCGGAACUGGAAGAGGCGGAGAGACAACGUAAACUCGAAAUGGAAAUGGAAGCUAAACGGGCCGAGGAAGAAGCCCGUGCAAAAGAAGAAGAACUUAAACGCCGCGAAGAGCAAGAGGAACGCGAUCGUUUGGCCAAAAUCGAACAAGCCAAACAAAUAGAAGAGUCGCGCAAAGAACAAACCAAAAACGAAGUUAGUAAUAAUUUCAGAAAUCGUUUGGCCUCCCUGUCGCCGGAAUUGUUAAAGGAAUUCAUGGAGAAACGAAAACAACGUAAAUUGCAAAAAAUGAGAGAAGAGAAGGCGAGACAGGAGGCAUUAGCAAAUGGUUCAGCAUAA